Molecule: messenger RNA, 1515 nt
Organism: Talaromyces atroroseus
Lineage: Eukaryota; Fungi; Ascomycota; Eurotiomycetes; Eurotiales; Trichocomaceae
Exons: 1
Coding region: 1-1515 (504 amino acids)
Molecular function (GO): protein binding
Source: RefSeq, a predicted model, not a curated record
AUGGCAUUCACCCACCAUGGGGAUCUGCCAUAUCUUCCCCAGGAGUUGUUUCAGAUGAUCGUCCGCGACCUCGAGCCUGUGGAUAUUGUGCGAUGUCGUCGUGUGUCCUCAGCAUGGUAUCGAGCCUUUACAAACCCAAUCAGCCUGAUUCAAAUCCUGAAAAGCAGCUAUCCCCGGGCAAAAGAAGUCAGGGAACUAUGCCAACCCGACACGCCGAAUGCACUGCAAACAGUACACGGUCUGUCCCAGGACAAAUGGCGAGCCCUCUUUGACACCGUUGUGGAGCGAUAUCAUCGGUUGACAUCUUGUGGCAAACCCCGUUCGGUGCAGAAAUUCGAUCUACAAGAAACUAAUACCGCCGAGAAUGGCUGUUGCUACGUCGCCGUAGAGCAUUGGGAAACUCAUACCAGCCAUCCCGGGACUAAGAUUGACAUGUUGUUUGGCCACACAUUCUGGACGUAUGAAGAAGGGCUUGUUGUUUUCCCAGACAAGCAUGAAAGGAGUCUGGUUGUUCUAGACCUGGAAACGCGACUGACUUACAUGGUUCCUUUCGUUAUAGCGAACAAGAACAUCCGAAGGAUUCGCCUACAAGAUAGACUGCUAGUGGUUGAAUGGGCAGAUGAAGACCAACCUGAUAUGUGGUCGGGCUGUGGAUGGUAUUACCAUUAUGCUACAUCCUUCGAGAUCAACAGGGUUGGACGAGCCUGGGACGUUACCUUGCGUAACGAAUGGGAGAUGAUCCCCAAUGGACUUUCCUUGGGCUAUUCUGAUCGAUUUUUCUCAACCCACAAUCGCAGGCAUUAUGCAAUUUACACAUCCCUAGACUCCCACACAGCGCACCGCCUGACCAUUUGGGACAUUUCCAAGCCUUCCGAAUAUAGACCGUCUCAAGAUUGCAUGAACCAAUUAGAGGACACAGCUACAGACGCAGAGCCAUUUAUCGUCUUUGAAUACGACUACGAUGCACUGGACCUCAUGGGCCUCCGCAUGUCAAGACAAGGUGAAUGGCACAUAGAGAUUAUGAGGAUGGACAUCGACAGCAGCACGUCUACCGUCUCUAUAACACAGGUGAUGGAUGGCGGACGAAUGGACUACAACCCGCUGGAAUACACGCCUAGAACGAAGGUUACUUGCCUUCCAUUCCGUCCAGGUUGUUCUCCUUUGCAAGAGGUCCAGACAGUCUAUCCCCAAACAGUUUACCCCCCAUACCGAGGCAAUUGCAGCAUGGAAAUCCCCCCCUGGACAGCCACGUCACCAUGGCCAUGCUACUGGGGUAUUUGCGAAAGUACCGACGAGAAGGCCAAUGUAUCCUUCUGUCUUUCAUAUCUAUCCUCUAGAACCCAGACAGGCUACGAAGAAGAUCCACUGAUGGUGACAAUCCAGACAUCCCAAUCGAUCAAGACACUGAAUCAUGAAUUUGCCGAAGAGGUUUCUUUCAAGGGAAAGAUAUGUGGUGAUGAGCGGUUUCUUGUCGGUGAGAAUGCGCAAAAUCAGCUGGUGGUUCUGUAUUUCUAG